AUGAAACAAAAGCACAUGUAGAGAUGACGAAAGAAAACAUAUAUACUGAUGUAAGAGGGAAUACUGAAUAUUGUGAUAUACCGAGGAAGGAGGAAGGGAAACACGCACUUAAAGGGAUAAAUAGUUCCAGUCUUUUACAAUGUAACUCUUCUCAAGAAAUUCUACGACUUCAAAACCUGUGCAGGGGAGACAAUAGGAAUGAAGGAAAUGUAAGUGGGGAAAGAUUUCCUGAAAUAUCAGACAUUCAGAUGCAUGUGAAUACCCAUAAGGAAGAAAAAACGUAUAAAUAUCUGGGGUGUAAGAAAGGGGUUGUGCAGAAAAACACCCUGAUUUCCCAUCAAAGAACUCGUGCAGAGGUGAAACCAUAUAAAUGCCCGGAGUGCACAAAGAGCUUCAGUAAGAGUGGGCAGCUUAGUAUCCAUCGAAGAAUUCACACAGGGAAGAGACCAUAUAACUGCCUGGAGUGUGGGAAAAGUUUCAUUGAAAAAGGAAACCUUAGGUCCCAUCAAAGGAUUCAUACAGGAGAAAAACCAUAUAAAUGCCUGGAGUGUGGGAAAAGUUUCAGUCACCGUGGACACCUUAUUGUCCAUCAAAGAAUUCACACAGGGGAGAAACCAUAUAACUGCCUGGAGUGUGGGAAAAGCUUUAUAGACAGUGGAAGCCUCAAGUCCCAUCAAAGAAUUCACACUGGAGAGAAAAAAUAUAAAUGCCUGGCAUGUGGGAAAAGCUUUAGUCAGAGUGGAAGCCUUAAAUUGCAUCAAAGAAUUCACACAGGAGAGAAAAUAUAUAAAUGCCUGGAGUGUGGAAAAAGCUUUGGGCGGAAAGAUUCCUUUACUUACCAUCAAAGAACUCACACAGGGGAGAAACCAUAUAACUGCAUGGAGUGUGGGAAAAGCUUCACUAACAGAGGAUACCUCAAGUCCCAUGAAAGGAUUCACACAGGAGAGAAAAAAUAUAAGUGCCCUGAGUGUGGAAAGAACUUCAGUCAUAGUGUAGGCCUUACUUUGCACAAAAGAAUUCACACUGGAGAGAAACCAUAUAAAUGCCUGGAGUGUGGAAAAAGCUUCAGUCAGAGUUCACAUCUUAGUUGCCAUCAGAAAAUCCACACUGGGGAGAAACCAUAUAAAUGUUUGGAGUGUGGGAAGACCUUCCAUCAGAGUUCACAUCUUAAUGUCCAUCAGAAAAUUCACACAGGGGAGAAAUCAUAUAAAUGCCUGGAGUGUGGGAAAAACUUCAGUCUGCGUUCACACCUUACUUCUCAUCAAAGAAUUCACAGAGGGGAGAAAAAAUAUAAAUGCUUGGAGUGUGGAAAAACCUUCAGGCACAGUGGAAGCCUUAACUCUCAUCAAAGACUUCACAGAGGGGAGAAAAAAUACAAAUGCCUGGAGUGUGGAAAGAGCUUCAACGAGAGUUCAAAUCUUCGUCGCCAUGAGAAAAUUCACACAGGGGAGAAACCAUAUAAAUGCCUAGAAUGUGGGAAAAACUUCAGUCUCCGUUCGGAACUUACUUCUCAUCAAAGAAUUCACACAGGGGAGAAACCAUAUAAAUGCCUGGAGUGUGGAAAAACCUUCAGGCAUAGUGGAAGCUUUAAUUCCCACCAAAGAAUUCACACAGGGGAGAAACCAUAUAAAUGUAUGAACUGUGGAAAACGUUUUUGUCAGAGAACUGCCCUGACUGUUCAUGAAAGAAUUCACACGGGAAAGAAAGCAUAUAAAUGCCUGGAGUGUGGAAGAAGCUUCAGUAAGAGUUGAAAUCUUACUUCACAUCAAAAAACUCACAUUGGGAAGAGAAACAGAUAAACGCUGUGGCUAGACAUUGCAUCAAAGCAAAUUGGAUCAGAAAAUUAGAAAGCAAGGCAACGAAACAGUAUAAUACAUACAAUACAUAAUGCAGCAAAAGCUCUCUAAAAAUAUUUAGAGAUUGUGUAAAACUGACUAAAACAUUCUCCAAUCCUGUUUCCCUUGUAAAAAUGUCCUCUAGCACCAUUCAAUUUUAAACAUCCUGUGGAAUGAUAAAAUUGUGGGGGUCUACCUGACCUCAUCAAGCAGGCCAUUCCACCAACUGGGAGCCAUAAUGGAGAAUGCUUCUGUUCUGGGCUGCUGCUGAUCUCACUGAUACGAGCAAAGAUGUUGCCGUGUGAGGCUGUCCUGUAGAGAUGUGAGACUUAGGCCCAGAAUGACUUUGUGAGUAAUAACUAGGCACUUGAAUUGAACUUUAAAACUAACAAGUAGCCAGUGGCGUGACUGUGAAAUCGGGUUGAGGCAUUCUGUACCAGCUGGAGUUUCUGGCUUCAAGAGAAGACCCUUACAGAACGUAUCACAGUAGUCUAGCUGGCAGGUUAUUAUGGAAUGGAUCCACAGAUCCAGGUCAAUGUGACAAGCACUUGUCUGUGCAUAAAAAAAGGAUAAGCUGAGUCAGAUUUUACCCAGGGUUCUCUGCCAGGUUCUUUCACAGGCUGGUGAUGUUCCUGGCUGCUAGGUGCAGGGUGGGGGGGGGGAGCGCGAUUCUCUCCGCUCCUGCUAAGAGCCCCUGGUCCCGAGAUUGUGAGCAAGAGGAGAAGAAGAAGAGUUUGAUUUAUACCCCGCCCUUCACUUGGAAGUCU
Messenger RNA from Gekko japonicus, 2602 nucleotides. RefSeq names its product zinc finger protein 883-like. NCBI's taxonomy places the organism in Eukaryota, Metazoa, Chordata, Lepidosauria, Squamata, Gekkonidae. The record is from RefSeq and is a predicted model, not a curated record. Gene Ontology annotation, cellular component: nucleus. The transcript has a single exon. Gene Ontology annotation, biological process: regulation of transcription by RNA polymerase II. The coding region runs from base 24 to 1751 and encodes 575 amino acids. Gene Ontology annotation, molecular function: RNA polymerase II cis-regulatory region sequence-specific DNA binding; DNA-binding transcription factor activity, RNA polymerase II-specific.